This is a messenger RNA of Cuculus canorus (common cuckoo), 4375 nucleotides long. It is a transcript of the gene VWA5B2, whose product is annotated as von Willebrand factor A domain containing 5B2. Bases 865 to 4368 code for a protein of 1167 amino acids. The record is from RefSeq and is a predicted model, not a curated record. NCBI's taxonomy places the organism in Eukaryota, Metazoa, Chordata, Aves, Cuculiformes, Cuculidae. The transcript is spliced from 20 exons.
CCAUGCCGGGCCUGUAUGCCCUCUCCAGCUGGGAGGCUCUGCCCCUGAAGAGCUCGACGGUGAAGGCUUGUACCAACGGGUACUCCCUGAGCAUCACUGCUCACCUCGUGUACACCAACCCCCAUGAGGAGCCUGUGGAAGGUAAGGGGGAGCUAUUUGGGCUGGCAGAGAGCCAGGCUGCCUGCCUGGUGCCUGAAAGCGCCUGUGCUGGAGAACAACCUGUCUCCAACCCACUUAUGUCCUGGACCCCAAACCUUGCUCAGUUUGGGGAUUGAAGGUGGUGGCCGGCGGUGUUGGGGACAUCACAGACACCUGCAUCACCCUGUGGACAGGGGAAGAGUAAAAACAUUCCCAGUGCUGAGGAAGAAAGGGAUAUCAUCCUCCCUGCCCUCCUCCGUGCUAAUGAGGCUCUGGGUCCUUUCUGUGUGUUUGCCCCACUCUUGUGCACUUAAAUUGCACAGUUCCUCACGGUGCUGCCAUGGCCGUGUCCAUGCCGGGAUCUGCCUCGGAGCUCUCUCCCACCCACAGGCAUAUUUAUCUACCCUCUGGAGGACUCGGAGGUUGUGGCUGGAUUUGAGGCAGUGGCAGGCAGCCGGCGGGUGACGUUCCAGGUCCAGAACCGGCACCGGGCGCAGGACUGCUGCCUCCAGUGCGGUCCCAGCUCUGGCCGGCCAUGCCGCUGUGCCAGCGUACUUAGUGCAAUUAACACCCACCCUUCCCCUACGUCGCUGACACCCUGCGUCCCUCCCCUGUCCAGGCCACCUUGUCCUGGAUGAAGACACAGAGCGCUCCACCUUCAUCAUCGUCACGGGCGCACUGUGCCCGGCGGAGAGCCUGGCCAUCACUCUGAGCACGGCGCAGGAGAUGGCCACGCUGCCGGAUGGGGCUCUGCGCUUCCUUGUGCCCCCUGUCCUCAUGCCCUGUGUCCCCGCCGUCCCUGAGAGCGAGCCGGCAAGCUUGUGUGACGACAGGUUGGCCCUAUGCCCCACCAGCUGUUUUGGAGGGCCGAGUGCCCGGAGCCAGCCGUCGCCCGCGGUGCCUGCAGAGAACACGGAUGUCUUUCGCAGACAACCUUUCAACCCCUUUCCUUACGAGUUUGCCUUCGAGCUUCUGGUGAAGGGCCCCUGCUUGCUGGCAGGGCUGGAGAGCCCAUCCCACGCCCUGCGAGCCGAUGCCGACCCCUGGGCCAGCUCUGCCACUACCACCUGCGUCACCCUGGCCGAGCCCCACUGCUACGACAGGGUCCUGGAGAUCAUCCUCUACCCCUGCGAGCCCCACCAACCCCACCUGGUGAUGGAGGACGGCAUCAUGACAUACCCCGAGUACGAGGCCCACAUCCGGAGCCGCUGGGAUUACGUGCGAAUCGCCAGGAAGGAUGGCAGCGGCGAGAGACAGGUGGCUUUCGUGCAGAAGCGUUUCCACAAAGACAUCUUCUACAACCCUGUGCUGAUGCUGAACUUCUGCCCGGUGGCGGAGAGUGUCCCUGGGGACCUGCAGAGCACCACCCGCGAGGUCCUCUUCCUCGUUGACCAUGGCAGCACCAUGAGUGGCCCUGACCUCGAUAAGGUCAAGGAGGCUUUGCUGGUGGCCCUGAAGAGCCUCCCCUCAGAGACGCUGUUCAACAUUGCCGGCUUUGGCACCGACAUCAAGCCUCUCUUCCCAUCCAGCCGCCUCUGCAGCAACGAGACGCUGCGGUGUGCCUGCGAGCACCUCAGCGAACUGCAGGCGGACACAGGUGGCACCAACCUGCUGGUGGCCCUCAGCUGGGCACUGUCACAGCCGCUCCGCCAUGGCUACCCCCGCCAGCUCUUCCUCUUCACUGACGCAGCGGUGGGCAACGUGGGCAGGAUCCUCCGGCUCGUACGCAGGCAGGCCAGCACCGUCAGGUGCUUCAGCUUUGGCAUGGGCCUGCGGGUGUGCCGGCGGCUGCUAAAGGGCAUCGCCAAGGUGAGCCGGGGCUGUGCCGAGUUCCUGAGCCCAGCUGAGAGGCUGCAGCCCAAGCUGAUCAAGUCCCUGAAGAAGGCAAUUGAACCAGCUGUCAGCGACAUCACCAUCGACUGGUAUGUCCCUGACAGCAUGGAGGCCCUGCUCUCACCCACCGAGCUCCCGGCCCUCUACCCUGGUGACCACCUCAUCAGCUACUGUGUCCUCUACAACAUCGCCCGCUUCCGUGACAGACGCCCACUGGGCGGGGAUGGUGCUCGGCAGGGCUCCCGGGGCACAGCCUUCCCCUCCCAGGAGAAGGUGCCCAGUCCCAGGGAGAGCCGCCAGCUGGCCCGGAGCACCCUGGGAUCUGGGGAUGCCUGCCUGGAGCUCUCUGCUGGGGGCACAGAGACGUCGGAACAGAGUGUGGACACUGUUUCGGGGGGAGAUAUCUGGAAGCGGAUUUACCAGCCCUCCUACAUCCAGGAACAGUACGUCCUGACACACUGCUCCGUCAGUAACGACUACAGUCGGGGGCUGCUCUCCCGGAGCUCCACCAGCAGCGAGUCCACUGGUUCCCGCGAUGUGGCCCCUGAGGGUGGCUCCUCAGCCCCUGGUGCUGAUGCCACUUCCCAGCAAGGCCAGAAGAGCCUGUCCCUCUGCGAGUCCUCCACCAAAUCUGCCCCGCUGCCCUCUGCACCGACUGGUCCCAAGGUGACAGUGGCCCUGAGCAUGGAGGAGCUGGCGCGGCGGAAGAAGGUGCUGGCCCGUGCUGCCCUGGCCAGCCGCAGCUUUUCCUCACCUCAUGGGGAGCUAGACACUCAUCAGCUGUGCCGGGCAUUGGAGAAAGUGUCACAGAAGAGGAACCGGUCCCUGGAGGGGCAUCUGGAUGAGCUGGGACCCCAGGGACAGCAGCUACAGCCCAGUGCAGUGGAAUCAAAUAACCUCCUGUCACCCACAAACCUGGACUGGGACAUGCUGGUGGAGCCCUCCUACCUCUUCAGUACCUCACCUGUGCCCGAGCAGGGGGAGCCCAGCCUGGGCGAUGCUGGCCUUCCUCUGCGCUGCCAGGUUGUGAUCCAUGCACUGCGAGCCGGCAAGCCCGUAUCCUGGGAAGUGACAGCGUCGCUGGAGUCACUGCUGCAGCCCCGGGAGGGGCGAGGCAGGGAGGAUCCCCCUCGGCGAGUGGGCAAGGCGUGGGACAAGCCACUGCACCGCUUGGCAGCACGCUCCGUCAUCCGGGACAACGAGAACGCAGCACAGCGGGAAGCUGAAUUAGAGCAGGGUUUCGCCCGCCGGUUUCGCCUGAAAGCCGUGCAAACCAGCAAAGCCUGCAAUGUGCCUUCCCUCUACACCCGCCUGGUGCCCGUGGAUGGCACCACGCAGGCAGCCCUGCCCACAGCCCCCGAGGUAUGGGGCACAGCCAGCUUGGCCAGCCGGCCACGAGCUCCCAUGGCACGAAGCCGGCACAACAGGAGUCCCUCAGCGGGUCCAGGCCAGCAGCGGGAUGUGGAGGAGCAGGAUCAGGUCCCCGUAGACGCAGGAGCCCAGGGGGCCUCGGGACUUUGGUCUUUUGCAGAGCGAGCUGAGACCCCUGGCUCUCCAGCCAGUGCCUCCUCCACAACCUACGGAUGGGAAAAGCAGAACUGCUCAAACGGGCCCCCAACUAGCCCCUCCACCACCUCCAUGGGCUCCCAAAAAUCCACGGAGAGCAUUGCUGGCUCCAGGUUUAACCUGAGCAGGCGCAGGGGGCCCAGCCUGGCCCUGCGCCCGCAGUGCCUCAGCCCGGAAAGUGAGAGCUCCAGCAACCACGCCAGCCAUGACUACCUCCCGUUGGUGCAGCUGCAGCAAGCCCGGGGGCCCUUCCAGCUCACAGAGAGCUUCUCUGAAGUGGUGCAGAUCCCCCUGGACCGCCUGCGCCGGGCAUCCCCAUAUGCCUCUCACCGAGCCAGCCUCAGCCCUACAUCCCCAGGAGCCAGGAGCAGUCCUGAGGCAGGGCCUGGUGGUGAGGAGGGCAAGGAGUCCACCGCAUGCCCACAGCCCGGCUCGCCCCCAUCCUGCAGCACUUGUUCUGAGGUCCCCAGCGCAGCCGUAUGGGCACAGGUGGACAGUGGGCACGGCUCUGAGUCCGACACUGGCCCCCACUCAUCCGCCCCCUCUGAGGCUGGUGUGAGUUGGCAGGAUGUGGGGCCAGAGGACCUGGAGAGUGCCAGCUGGGCCACGGCGGUGGCCUUGGCGUGGCUGGAGCAUCGCUGUGCUGGCUUCUUUGAGGAAUGGGAGCUGGUGGCAGCCAAGGCAGAUGCAUGGCUGCAGGCGCAGCAGCUGCCAGAGGGGGUGGACGUGGGCUGCCUCAAAGGGGCGGCCAGGCACUUGUUCCUGCUGCUGCGUCACUGGGACGAGAACAUCAAGCUGAACAUGCUGUGCUACAACCCCAACAACGUCUGAUGGCCGC